This is a messenger RNA of Penicillium cosmopolitanum, 540 nucleotides long. RefSeq lists its product as uncharacterized. The transcript has a single exon. The record is from RefSeq and is a predicted model, not a curated record. The coding region runs from base 1 to 540 and encodes 179 amino acids. Lineage: Eukaryota; Fungi; Ascomycota; Eurotiomycetes; Eurotiales; Aspergillaceae.
AUGGCGGAGCAGAAGAGGCACCUCACCCUGUACCCAGUCGGUAGUGCCGUCUCCGAAUGCGCCUAUUCAAUCCACGAUGAGAAUGGUGCCGUUCUCUUUACCGUCAGCGGGCGAAGAUGUAGCCCGCAUUGCUGUCGGGAGGUGCGAGAUCAAUCUGGUCUACCCUUGUUCGAAAUCCAUCAAAGAUCGCGCUGGGUGCGCGAUGCAUGGACCAUAUCCCUUCCUGGUUGCCGGACCGACCCCAUCGCCGUCGGUCGGCGCAGUCUCGGCGGAGAUCUGCAUUUGGAGCUGGAGAACUUGCUAGAGGUAGAUUGCAACGUGAAAGACCGCAAUUUACCCAUCGACCUUGAGAGUCAUGGCCGGGUUCUGAAGAUGUAUGACGUGGUGGAUGGAAAUCGUAGGAUAAUGGAAAUCAAAGAGAGUAUUCGGUACAAUAAGAAAUUAGCGUUGUUGUCCCUCUGCCAGGCGGGAUAUCGGCCUGCCAUGGAUAUGGUGAUUAUGCCAGGCGUGGAUUUGGCCAUGGUAAGUCUUUCCACUUAG